This is a messenger RNA of Pimephales promelas (fathead minnow), 1171 nucleotides long. The record is from RefSeq and is a predicted model, not a curated record. NCBI's taxonomy places the organism in Eukaryota, Metazoa, Chordata, Actinopteri, Cypriniformes, Leuciscidae.
AUGCUGGGGGGAGCGGGGAAAGCCAACAUUCUCAACAGUGAUGGACCUCAUGGUUCGUUUGGCCCCCUCUUCUCUCUUCUACAAAACAUAAUUAUUGAUUUUCACACCAAAGGGUUGUAUAAUCUAUGUUUUCCCUAUAGGGACAGCUUAUGGCUUUGCCUUCUGAACAGUGGCACCAGUGUUGUGGCUGGCUUUGCUGUCUUCUCAGUUCUGGGCUUCAUGGCUCAAAAGCAGGGUGUAUCCAUUGAGGAGGUGGCAGAAUCAGGUCCAGGGUUGGCUUUCAUAGCUUAUCCACAGGCAGUAGCUAUGAUGCCUUUCCCUCAGUUGUGGUCUGUUUGUUUCUUCAUCAUGAUUAUUUUGCUGGGACUAGAUACACAGUUUGUUGCGAUGGAAGUUUUUAUGACCUCAGCGAUGGACCUGUACCCCAUGGUACUGCGCAAAGCUGGACGUCGAGAAAUAUUUCUUCUGCUUUUCUGUGUUUUUUGCUUCUUCUGCCAACUUGUCAUGGUUACAGAGGGGGGGAUGUAUGUAUUCCAGCUGUUCGACUACUAUGCCUGCAGUGGAGCCUGUCUUUUUUUCCUCUGUGUUUUUGAAUCUUUGGCCAUGGGUUGGGUUUUUGGGGCUGAGAGAAUGUUUGACGUCAUUGAAGACAUGACAAAUUCACGACCGAAUUACAUAUUCAUGCUGUGCUGGAAAUACCUGACUCCUUUCGUGUCCCUAGUGUCUUUUGUCUGUUCAAUGGUUAAGUACAAACCUCUCACUUUUAACCGUUGGUAUGUAUACCCAGACUGGGCGUACGCACUAGGUUGGUUACUGGCCCUGUCCUCCAUUCUGCUGGUGCCUGGAUGGGCGCUGAUCCGACUGUUUACUGAGAAAGGAAGCCUAAAACAGCGUUGGCGUCACCUGUGUAGUCCUGACACAAACCUCCCUUUUAUCAGUAAGCAAAAAGCUGAAACGGAAGAAAACACCUUCAUCACAGAGAUGCAAGACUUAGUCAAGAGUGACACAAACUAAAAGAUGCUCAACUCUUGCUAUAAUUUAGUGUUUUUUUGGGUUUUUUUUUUUUUUGUAAUCUUUGUAAUUUAAUCAGCUAUUCAUGUCCUUGAUAACAGCACACAAGGGUGCCUGAAUUGCAAAAUGUGUCAUUGAACCGUUUCAUUUUUCAAAAUAA